Molecule: messenger RNA, 7577 nt
Organism: Caretta caretta (loggerhead turtle)
Lineage: Eukaryota; Metazoa; Chordata; Testudines; Cheloniidae
Gene: WNT4
Product: Wnt family member 4
Biological process (GO): cell fate commitment; neuron differentiation; multicellular organism development
Cellular component (GO): extracellular region
Molecular function (GO): frizzled binding; cytokine activity
Source: RefSeq, a predicted model, not a curated record
GCUGACAGUCUGGCUCAGCGGUAGCCGCGGGCGCAUCAGCCGGGCAGCGCCCCAGCUCUGCGCCGCACCUGCCCUGCCAGCUCCUGGGCGCCGAGGAUCGGCUGCCCGGCGGGGCGCCCUGCCGCCCGGAGCAGGGGGUCGUCCCGCCGCCGCCGCCGCCGCCAGGGCUCCUGGCUCGGGCAGGGCAGCUGCCCCGCCGGCUCCCUGCCCGGCUGCCCUCCAGGAUGAGCCCGCAGUACUCCCUGCGCUCCCUGCUGCUCGUCAUCCUCGCCGCCUUCUCGGCCAACGCCAGCAACUGGCUGUACCUGGCAAAGUUGUCCUCAGUGGGGAGUAUUUCCGAGGAAGAGACCUGUGAGAAGCUGAAAGGGUUAAUCCAGCGCCAAGUGCAGAUGUGCAAGAGGAACUUGGAGGUGAUGGACUCAGUGCGCCGGGGAGCCCAGCUGGCCAUCGAGGAGUGCCAGUACCAAUUCCGUAACCGUCGCUGGAACUGCUCCACACUGGACACCCUGCCGGUCUUUGGCAAGGUCGUGACACAAGGGACACGGGAAGCAGCUUUUGUGUAUGCUAUCUCCUCCGCGGGGGUGGCCUUCGCAGUGACGCGAGCCUGCAGCAGUGGAGAGCUGGAGAAGUGUGGCUGUGAUCGGACUGUGCAUGGUGUCAGUCCUCAGGGCUUCCAGUGGUCUGGCUGUUCUGAUAACAUCGCCUACGGAGUGGCCUUCUCACAGUCGUUCGUUGAUGUCCGGGAGAGAAGCAAAGGCGCCUCCUCCAGCAGGGCGCUCAUGAAUCUCCAUAAUAAUGAGGCUGGAAGGAAGGCUAUCCUGAACAACAUGCGGGUAGAGUGCAAAUGCCAUGGUGUGUCAGGCUCGUGCGAGGUGAAGACCUGUUGGAAAGCAAUGCCUCCCUUCCGCAAAGUGGGCAACAUGUUAAAGGAGAAAUUUGAUGGGGCCACAGAAGUUGAGCAGAGAAAGAUCGGCUCCACCAAAGUCCUGGUGCCAAAAAACUCCCAGUUCAAACCACACACAGAUGAGGACCUGGUCUACCUGGACUCCAGCCCUGACUUCUGUGACCAUGACCUAAAGAAUGGGGUCCUGGGGACCAGCGGCCGGCAGUGCAACAAGACUUCCAAAGCUAUCGAUGGCUGUGAGCUUAUGUGCUGCGGGAGGGGCUUUCACACGGACGAAGUGGAGGUGGUGGAAAGGUGCAGUUGCAAGUUCCACUGGUGCUGCUUUGUCAAGUGUAAACAGUGCCACCGAGUGGCAGAAAUGCACACGUGCCGGUGAUGCCGGGAUGGGCGCUCCCAUCAGUCCCCUCUGGAGCUGACCCUUCCUCUCCCCUGCUGGUUGCACCGGGACUGGAGGAGGGGAUCCAGACACCUCAAGGAGAGGGUUGUGUAAAGAGACACCGAGUGCAGGAGAAAGAUAUUUAAAGGUCCAAAAGUGAUGGUUGUAUUUUCGCUUGCUUUAUUUAUUGCCGAAGCCAGAACCCUCCUGAACUGCAUGUGCUGGAAGGGUCGCACAUGCGCUCGAUGCUGCUGCUGGGCUGGGGCCAGGCAAGGGACCUUUGUGGUGCUUGUCCCCAAGUACCUGCCUCCGUCAGACGAACUCCCACUGACUGACCAAAGGAGCGUUUCGGUCCGCGUAGAUUUUAAACUGAAACGAAACUUAGCGUUAGGCACUUUUAUAUUGGUCUUUUAUAUUACAGCUACUUCAGCCUAAAAACAAACCGCAGGCCUGGCCUGAGGCUCCUGGAGUCUUUGUUCUCAUAUUGGCUUGUUCUGUACCACAUGCCAGUAGAAGAGAGAGGACAGAGCCAGCGGAGCAUCCCAAGCUGCCCUGGGUGUUGUGCUAGAACCAGGAACUCUGCUGCUGAGCUGCUGGGACCAGCGGAUUCUGCAGAUCAGAGAUCUUUGUGCAGAAGUUAAAAUGUGGGGAAGGACAAAACUAGUGGUAUGGUUCCUGUUGGUGUUUCUUCCUGUUGUUCUGUGGUAGGGUUCUCCCUUUGGGUCUAAGCCACUGGAAGGGGUGAGGGGUGCUGUCCACCACAGAAGCAGGAGUCUGGAGAACAGAGACCCAACUGCACAGAAACUACUUCAUCUACGGUGGAAUCUGCUUCACCAACAGCCCCCCUGGUGCCAAUAUCCAGUCUUGCUGUUCAGCUCCAACCGCCCUGGGAGGCUGACGGCCUGUCAUCUCUUCCCAUUCCCAGCUGAUGCCUGUUGUGGUAGCAGCCUCUUACUUAGAAAUAAAAGAAAAAAUAAUCGUGCUGAUGAGUAAGUCCAUGAGUGCUUCCCAGGCCCCCCCACCCUCCCCAUAUCCUUCACCCACAGCAAAGCCCUGAGCCCGACCUCUCCAAUACUAUUGCAAGCUUCAGUCCAGGCCUUGCAUGUUUCCUGCCACCGCUCCCCCACCCAGUCCACUGCAAUCGUGGUGCCUCCUGGGCUCCUGACCUCAGAUGUAAGAGCUCCUCUGGCUGCCAGGCCAACCCACGGCCUCCACCCCACAUGUACCUGGGGCUGCCUAGAGUAAUGGUCCCUUUCAUCUUACAGCCUUUGCCUCACUAUGGGCUCCUGCCCAGCCUGCUAACCACCCUGGGCUCCUCUCUCCACACCCCUUCCCAGCAAAGCUCAGUCCUGAGCCCAGCCACAUCCACCCCUCUCCACGCCCUCUGCUUCACACAGGGCUCUGCUCCUCCUCCACAGCCUUGAAAGCACAGAGGGCUCCUAGCACCACCCCCAUCCAUUACCCCACAGAGUUCAGGCCUGACCCCAGCAGGUCUGGCUCCUCCCCCCAACCUUUGCCACGGGGCCCUGGCCUGACCCCAGUUGGCCUCCCCUCUGCUGUUCCUUCCAGGGCAGUUUCCCCCACACCCCUGAGAUCUGCGCCCCCCCCUCCCCCCAGACAUCUGAUCCUGAAGCCCAUGUGUAUCUCCUGGGGUCCCUAGGCACUGCAGCAGAGAAACUGCAGCCUGGACUAAUUGUCUGCAAAGCGACCUUGAUGCCUCCCAGGUUCUGGGUGCUGCAGGAGCAGCCAGGACCCAGCUAGGCUGGAGCAGCUCCAGGGCUGCUGUGCUGCCAGCCUAGCUGGAGGCAGGCUGCUGCUGCUACACUCUCAUACCCUCAGUAAACACUGAGGGCCAUGCUGGGGAAAGGAUAUGGCCCAGCUAUCCUGGGGCUAUUCUCUGGGGGCUGUUUCUAUCCCUUUCCAACAUCAGAGCAGCAUAAUGGAGUCUUAUAGGGGUCAGAAUCUGCCCCAGCCUUUUAACAGGAAGUCACUUGAUUUCUUCAGUUUUUCCAAUUGCUGCAUCUGAAUCAGCCCCGGUCCCAGUGUGCAGGGUCCCAGAGACCUGGCCUCCUCCUUCACUUUCCACGUCUCUGCUCCCCGAGGGGCCCAUUCUCCCUGGCCUCUCUGAUGAGGACUCUGUGGAAAGAGGAAUCUGGAUGUGGCCAGAACCAUAUCCAUUCUCAGCCUUUGGCUCGUAGGAGGGUGGAGUGAGUUCCAAGGAGGGGGAAACAUUGCUGGAGUUAUAUUGGCCUUUGCCUACUGCUGUUGUCCGGCCCUAAACACAGGCGCUGCAGAGGGGGUGAGGGGCACUGGGCUAUCCUUACUGGCAACCAUUUGCUUUAUAAACAUAAUGAAAUGAACACUCUGAACACACCAGGAGGCUCAGUUUUUCUUAAGGCAGAGACCUAAAUGCUGCUCCUCCCCCCAGCCUUCACCUUGCAGCCACGCUGGCUAAUGCACUGUUCAGCUACGUGCUCUCUCCUUCCGCCCAAGACUAGGGUAGUACAGAGCCCUUGCUGCUGCUCGACAGUGUGAAGUAUUUGGAGAAUUAAUAAGCUGUGGGGCACUGAGGGGAGGUGGCACAUGAAACAAUUUCCUUCUGCAUAUCACUAGGUGAGAGGGAGACAGUGGAAAACGCAGAUUAAUCCCCAAAAUCACGCCUCCAGGUGAGGGAGAAAUCUGCUGUUGGUAGAGACCAAAGCAGGACUCUGACACUUGCUAAGAGUUCCUCUCCUGCUAGCUGAAUGGAAAACUCUGUGUGCUGAUGGUGCCAACCCUCCAUCUCAAUGGAGUGUGGCCAGACAGACUGCCGUUCCCGAUCCAGAAAAGCCCAGACUCUUCUGCUUGCCCUUGAUCCAGUCUCUUUAAGACAGAGACAGAGGGUUAAGAGCUGAAUCCAUGAAAACCUUAGGCCUAUAUUUUCCCCUCUUCUUCCCCUUAAACAAGAGAAGAGGGGAAAGGUUAGAGGGACACGCAGACACACAUGAAAUCCCGUCUGUGCUAUGGCAGUGAUGGGAUGGGGGAGCGGCUGUGGUCGUUGGAAGGACUCCAGACACGGUCCGGCUGGAACUUUUCUGACAACUGACUCGGCGCAGCAACAGAUGCUCCUCCAGAGGCUGAACUGUGUGCCCAGAAUGGGCCCCUGCUCACUCUGCACGCUACACUUCCGCUUUCUGUGCAGUAUGGGACAAGAAAGGAUCCCGUGGAGUGAAGCCGCGCAGUGGCGCAGAAGAUCACUUCUCCCUUCAGCCAACUCCACUGUAACCUCUUGGUAUGUCUUGUAAUAGCAAAUUGCUUCAGUGCUGUGCGGAAGGGCUAAGCAGCAGACUGCAGCUCCACUGCCACCCCCUCUCCAGUAAGUGCAGGCCUCCUAAAGGCAAAGAGGAAACUUCACCUGGUGGACUCAAGCCCCUUCUAACCUGGAAUGCACACCUCUUGCACCAGUUCAUUCACUCUGAUCUAAACAGGAGCAAACCUGCUCUGUCCUGCACUGUGGGAGUGAUUUCUGUUCUGCACCACUUUGGUUUACAUAUGUUAUGAUAUUAAAUCACCUUUUGCAGGUAUCUGGGUUUUAACUCCCAUGUCAAGCUGCUGCCUCAAUUCUCUGGGCUCCAGUGUGUUAAGACUGUGAGCUCUCAAGUGCCUUGAAGAUUCUUUAUACUAUUUCCCAGCUAAUGCAGUGGGGGCCGCUGACCUCAGGACGUUGGCCAAGUUUUCUGCUCGUUGUCCAGCUAGGCCGAGGGCCAAAGCUGAACAAGUCAAUCCAGAUCAGUGUGGAGAUAAUCUCUCUCUGCACAGGGUUUUUUCAAACUGCGAUGAAAGCUGAUCCCUGGAAAUGUCACCCCCGAUGUCCCCUGGCUCCGCAGCUCUCUGGCGCUUCUCACAAUUGUACGUUUCAUCACCAGCACAGCAAAGUUCCCUUUUUCUGAUUUUUCUGAUUUACUUUGUCUAUUAAAUUAUGAUUUUGUGCUAAAUUAGCAUAGGGUGUUUUCCCCCCUAGUAAUGGAGCUGCACUGUGCUAUGUAAAACCAGUGCUCUCUGCAAACAGCCCUUCCUGGCUGUUCUGAUGUGCUAGGACUCCUGCAUUUAGAAAGGGAAGAACUGGUGUGAGUGAGGUCUCAGUGCCUAUCUCCUUGAAAUGUCUGGGAAGAGGGGCCUUCAGCUGUCACUUGAUGAGCAUCACCUGGGAGGCCGUGCCUGCGUCUUACCACAUUCAUAUUCUGGAGGUCUGGGAGGAUCCUGAUUUUCAGGCAGUGGCGGUCUCCUCUUGGUACUCCCAUCACAAAUGUUCUGUCUGGGUCUCUCAUCAGUGCUAACUUGGUUACUGCGAUCCAAAGUACAUUCAUAUCCUUCCUGUUGCCAGAGGCACCCCCACACACAAGUACUUUACAAAGGCAGGUGGGUAUUAUCCCUGCUUUACAGGGGGAGAAACUGAGGCACAGGGAGACAGUGACUUACCCAGAGAGUCACUGCUGCACAUGGGAACAGAACCCAGUUAUCCUGACUGUUAAUCUCCUGUGUUAACCACUAGACAGGCUGCCUGCUCAAGAGGGGCAUGUAACUUAAAUCUUGGUAACUCUGCACCGUCAUGUUGUCAAGAGUGUGGGGAUAACCAUCAGUUUAAAACAGUCCAACAUCCUCAGCCUGCAGACAGGGGUCACAGCUGAUGCUUUGCAGAUUCUCUGCCCUACUCCCCACCCUUUGUGCUACACAGGCUGGCAAGGGAACCAGAAAAGAAAUUCCCUGGGUGUGGAAGAGUCCCCAACUGGGAGGACAGAGACUGUGUAUUUAGCUCUGACAUCAUCUUGGGGUAUGGAGGUGGGGUGGAGGUGGCUGGAGUGUGCAGUGCUCUAGCCGUCUCCACCUGAUGCAGUCUCUGGCUCCUCUUGUUUGUGCCGGGGCAGAGAUCCAGGGGCCAGAGCUAGUUGCUCAUUCUUGACUUCUCCUUUUCUCUUCCCCUGGGGUGCCCUGGAGGGCUGUUGGGGAGGGAAGCCAUCCUGUGCUAGUGGCUUCCCUACACUCACCAGAGUUGGCCAAGCUCUGAUCCGGCUCUCCCUGAAGCUCCUAGGGCCUGGCAGUGAAGCAGGCAAGGGAGCAGCCAGAGCUGUGCUCCUCCCUCCCCUGCGAUGCAGAUGGUGGUCGGGGGCAGUGCUGAGCAGUUGUAGCAGGGAAGGGGCAGCAGCUGUUCUGUGCACUCCUGGGCUGCAGGGGUGUUGUUUUGGAGGUGGCACCCCCAGUUUCUUCCUACAUCAACAGGGCUGAUUCCCAAGUGGCUCAGGGCUUUGCUGUCAGUUCAGAAUCAAAUGCAUAUAAUCUCUUUAGCACGGUUGUCCCAUGGGCCAUGAGUUGGAACCCCCGGGUUUGAAGUGAGCACUAAGGCCAGAAUUUUCAAAAGGGCUCAGUACUUGCAAUCGGGUCCAGAUUUUUAAAGGCGCAUUGAGUGCUGAGGGCUUGAAAAUGCCUUCUUUCUGUGGGCCCCUGGCGUCUGACAUCUCCCAGGGUAACAAUCUUCCCAGCUCCCCCAAAUCCUGAGAUUUGGCAAUUCCUGUGCUCAGGGGGAUUUGAGGAGGCAUGUUCCCAUAAACCAGAGAACCGGCCCAAGGAGUUACUGCUCCCUGCAGACACCAGGCCACUUAACUCCUUCCCCUGCAUGAGUAUCUUUGGGCCUCUGUUCAGGAGACAUUUGGCACGAAAUCCUUGGCUAUUUACCAAGGCAUAGAACCAACCCUGAGGCCGAGCCCUAGGGCAGUCAGAAGCCAUCAUUACAUGGGAUCCUAACACAUAGAGAACUAGCCCCAGAGCCGUGUUCUUGUUCUACCUCUCUUCAUACAAAUGCCUGAGCAACAGCACAGAUGAAUCCUCCAAAAACCAUGGCAUUUCUUGAGCCUCAGGCAUCUGGGAACAACCGGCUCUGUUAUCUGCACACACAUGCGGAGCAGCCUGUCAGGGCUCAGAUUCUGGCUGUUCCCAUGCUCAGCAUCUCUGAUUGACACUGUCAAAUACAUACAUAACCCUGGAAAGGUGUCAACCCAUGCUGCCCCAGGUCUCUGUGUGUCAUGGAAAUGUAGCUAGAAACCACUUCCCGUGUGUGUUCCCCCAUGCCCUUGCCAUCUGGCGCGGAAGCUGGGUUGCUGUAGGAUAUUGGAUGCUGCUAUCCCAAACUGUGUGGUACUCUAUUAUUUUUGAAUUUUAGUGUCCUAUUUUUAUACUAUAUAAUUGGCUGUAAUGUUUCCAUCACAUAGUUUGACUCACAUUUUGGUGGCAUUCACUAUAAAAAUGAUUACUUCUUGCAUUCUG